AUGGUUCAAAAUCAAAUAUGCAUUGGAAUUUUUAUAAUGUUCACUUGUAAAAGAUUGCUCUGGGUGAUUACAGAUAAAGGUGAAUCUUUGACUGGUGAAUAUUUUCGUGACAUAAUUCUAAUUCAAAAUGUAAUUCCCUUUUUAAAUGAUGAAGAAAAUGUUAUUGAUCCUGAUGAAGCUACAUUUGUCCAUGACAAGACACCAUGUAUGCGAGCAAACAAGACCCAACAUUUGCUUCAGGACAGUAAUGUGAAGUUUUGGGGUAAUGAUAUCUGGCCAGGCAACUCACCUGAUCUCAAUGUGGCAGAACGUAUUGGAUCAAUAAUCAAAGAUGAAGUUGAGAAAAAAAUGUUAUCAGAAACUGAAGAUAAUCGCUAUCGUGAAGACAUACUCAAAGUGCAUCUUACAAAUGUUUUGACCAAUCUGGAAACAGACACUGACUUAUUUGAAACACUUUUACGUUCGUAUCCAUCACGUCUUCGUGCAGUCAAGAACACUAAUGGUCGUCAUACGCAUUAUUGA
Messenger RNA from Rotaria sp. Silwood2, 522 nucleotides. NCBI's taxonomy places the organism in Eukaryota, Metazoa, Rotifera, Eurotatoria, Philodinida, Philodinidae. The record is from the annotation of a GenBank genome assembly.